UUCCGUUCGACCGUUGGCUUCUGUCUGAAACCCGUAACAAGUCUGGAUGUCUGGAUUCUGGAUCUCGCUCUUCAUUUAUUUUUCUCCUCGUGUGUCCACAAUUCACAAUAAGGAGUGAGGUGUGAGGUACAAUCAUUCAUAAGCAAGCAACGUUACCGUAUUAUGGUUGCCGGUCCUACCAGCGCAAUUAAUGUUAUCUUCUUCGUCGCGUCACUGUGCAUCCGCCCCUCUGUGGCUCAGGGCUUUCUUCGCAACUCGGAGGAGAGCGAAUUUCCAUUCGAGUUGUAUGGCUCGGACGUAGUCGUCGUCAACAGAACUGAUGUCGAAUUCCUGGCGAGUGAUGAGCUCGGUGGACGUAACGAUGGAACUACUGGCUCUCUCCUAGCGCAAGAGUUUUUGAUCGACAAGUUGCAAGCGAUGGGUGCGGUUGGCCUCGUAUCAUCAAAGUCAGGACGAGAUGCGUUCCGGCAAGACGUAUACAGCCGUGGCACCAAUAUACUUGGCAUCUUGCCGGGGAGCGACCUUUCGAAUGAGCAUAUCUUUCUGAGUGCUCACUAUGACCACAUUAGCUUCUGCGAAAUCAAGGCGAACGCAGAUAGCAAUAUCUGCAAUGGUGCUACCGACAACGCUGCUGGGGUUGCCGUCGUGCUGGGCAUAGGGUCACGGAUUGCGGAACUUUCCGAGCGGCCACGGCGGAGCAUUGUGUUUGGAUUCUGGGAUAGAGAGGAAGAUGGACUCAUUGGAUCCCAAUACUUCAUUGAAGAGGAUCCGCUGAUCCCAUUGUCCCAGAUCACAACUUUAUUGAACUUUGACAUCAUGGGCUCGAACCUGCUGCCAAGUUUACGAAAGGUCUCGUUUGCAAUCGGAGCGGAGAGCGGUGGAAGUCAACUAGAAUACUUGGUUGAGCAAGCUGUUAUUAGUGAUGUUAGCGGAGAUCUCAAUACUGUCACGAUCAGUGCAAUUCUCGGUUCACAGCGCAGCGACUACUUCAACUUCUACGAAAUGGACGUUCCCAUUGUUUUCUUUUCCGACUCUACGGGCCCGUGUUACCACACGAAUGGUGACGAGAUUAAAAACGUUGACUUUGACAAGCUUGAAAAGCAAGCUAGAGUGGCUCUCAAACUCACAUACAAUCUUGCAACAACAAACCGGAAAAUCAAGUUUACGGAACCGUGCAUAAAUCCCACGAACGAGCUUUCUGGAAUUGAUUUGCUACUCUUCCCAGCAGAGUUCAGUGACCUGCGUGUACUCAACAAUUUAGUCAACCAAGCCUAUGAAGACAUUGAUCUUUUUCCCGAAGCCGCCAAGCCAGAGUUUGAGUUUAUCAAGUCUGAGCUCAACUGCCUCACGCGCUGGGGGCCCAUAGCAUUUCCCUUCAUCUUGGCACUUGACACGGAGCGAUUGUUCAUUCUGCUGCCUCUGAUUGAUAUUUUUACAACUCCGGAAUGCGCUGGUUUCCAAGCUGAUUCUAGCUAGAUCGAAAAGCAGUUAUGGGAAACCAAUGCCAUGUAUGCAACCUAGCCCAGCUAGCUAGCUUGUACUGCAAAGGGAUCCAUAUUGCCAAGACAGCACCUGCAACGGGUGAAACCUCCAAGAGCUACGGGUGGCCGUCUCCCGUCCAGCUACAGGAGGAGAGGGAGAAAGUUUUGUACGGUAGAGGGCCUUGAAGCAAUAGGCCAGAAUGUAUAGAGAGCCUGCCCGCAACAGUUCCGAGUGCAGGGAGGAGACGUCCAUCGGACUGUGAAGUUGUAUAUAUUCAUCAGGUAGGCGGCACUGUGUUUCCAAAGAAUGGGUUGAAUUGCAACCCUGCUUCGGGACGGGACCAGCUAAAUUCAAUGUGUGAUGGCAACCUCGGUGGAUCGAAACCGAAUCAUUGAAUAUAGUCGGGCUCAAGAUUGGUGAAACGCGA
This is a messenger RNA of Seminavis robusta, 1909 nucleotides long. NCBI's taxonomy places the organism in Eukaryota, Bacillariophyta, Bacillariophyceae, Naviculales, Naviculaceae. The record is from the annotation of a GenBank genome assembly.